GGCAAGCUCAAGACGUACAAAAAUAUCCAUUUUAAAAAAAAUCGAUUUUUAAUUGACACGUUAACAUUAAAAAAAAAAUAAAAAUUAAACAUCCAUUAUGCAUAAAAAUCCUGCAUUAAUUUUACGAAUUUUAUCAUCAUCGGUAUGCAUAUCCGAAAAAGCCGGUUCAAUUAUCAGAGAAAUUAUUCGUAAAGGAAAUCUAAAUACAAUAGAUAAGGGAUUUAAUGAUCUACAAACUGAAGCUGAUAGAAGUUCAGAAAAAUGUAUUGUAAAAUCAUUGGAGAAAAAAUUUCCCAAAUUAACAGUCAUUGGUGAAGAGGAUCUUGGAGUAAAUUAUGAAGUUCCUGUAGAUUGGAUUGUAACAAAACAAGAUGAAACAGUAUUAGUACAGGAAUGUCCAUUAGAAUAUCAAAAUCUUAAAGAAGAAGAUGAUGUUGUUGUUUGGGUAGAUCCAUUAGAUGGUACAUCUGAAUUUACACAAGGUUUACAUGAUCAUGUAACUAUUCUAAUUGGUUUAUCGGUCAAUGGAAAGGCGAUUGGUGGUGUUAUUCAUCAACCAUUUUUCAAUUAUAAUCAACCACAACCUGGUCGUACCAUUUGGGGAUUGAUUGGAUUAGGUGCAUUUGGAAUUCAACCAAAAAUUCCACCAUUAGAUAAAUUAAUUGUUACAACAACACGUUCGCAUAGUAAUGAAACAAUUAAUAAAUCUGUUGAAGCUUUUCGUCCGGAUUUUGUUCUUCGAUGUGGCGGUGCUGGCAAUAAAGUUUUACAAGUGUUGGAAGGAAAUGCUCAUGCAUAUGUAUUUGCUAGUAGAGGAUGUAAAAAAUGGGAUACUUGUGCUCCUGAAGCUAUUCUUCAUAGUUUUGGUGGUCGAUUAACUGAUUGUUUGGGAAAUAAUUUAAUUUAUAAAAAAAAUGAUAAUUUUACUAAUGAAUUAGGUGUUUUGGCUUCUUAUUCACGUGAUGUACAUGAAAAAUAUUGUACAUUCAUACCAACAGAGAUCAAAGGUCAAUUAAUCGAAAAAGCUAAAAGUUUUUUUAAAUGUUGAUAAUUUUUAGUAAAC
Molecule: messenger RNA, 1063 nt
Organism: Dermatophagoides pteronyssinus (European house dust mite)
Lineage: Eukaryota; Metazoa; Arthropoda; Arachnida; Sarcoptiformes; Pyroglyphidae
Product: 3'(2'),5'-bisphosphate nucleotidase 1
Biological process (GO): phosphatidylinositol phosphate biosynthetic process
Molecular function (GO): 3'(2'),5'-bisphosphate nucleotidase activity
Source: RefSeq, a predicted model, not a curated record